UAAAGAUUUCCCACAUGCUUCUUUCACCAUUGCUGCCUCCUUCUUCCGAUCCAGGGUUCAUCUUCCUCUUUCUACAUACACAGUAACCAGUUGCAAAGAUGCAAAACGAUGAUGGACAAAUCACUGAACUUUACAUUCCAAGGAAGUGUUCUGCCACAAAUAGGUUGAUUACAUCCAAGGAUCAUGCCUCAGUCCAAAUCAAUGUAGGUCAUUUGGAUGACAAUGGUGUUUACACUGGCCAAUUCACCACCUUUGCUCUUUGUGGCUUUGUUCGUGCUCAGGGAGAUGCUGAUGGUGGUCUUGAUCGCCUGUGGCAGAAGAAGAAGACUGAAUCAAAACAGUAAUUGUAAUUGAAGAAGAUGAUGAUGAUGGAGAUUCAGUUACUUUGAUAGGAUUAGUGAUGAUGAACAUGAUGAAGUUGAGAGUUUUUUUUAGACAAUGGAUUUGAUUUGCCUUUAAUUUGUUCCUGUUUUUAAACUUGGUAUUCUCUUUGGUUAUCUUUGCUUAUUGAAGUCAUAUUACUCCUAAA
Messenger RNA from Impatiens glandulifera, 529 nucleotides. Its product is annotated as 40S ribosomal protein S21-2. Gene Ontology annotation, biological process: translation; endonucleolytic cleavage to generate mature 3'-end of SSU-rRNA from (SSU-rRNA, 5.8S rRNA, LSU-rRNA); endonucleolytic cleavage in ITS1 to separate SSU-rRNA from 5.8S rRNA and LSU-rRNA from tricistronic rRNA transcript (SSU-rRNA, 5.8S rRNA, LSU-rRNA). Gene Ontology annotation, cellular component: cytosolic small ribosomal subunit; ribosome. NCBI's taxonomy places the organism in Eukaryota, Viridiplantae, Streptophyta, Magnoliopsida, Ericales, Balsaminaceae. The transcript has 4 exons. The coding region runs from base 99 to 344 and encodes 81 amino acids. The record is from RefSeq and is a predicted model, not a curated record. Gene Ontology annotation, molecular function: structural constituent of ribosome.